CUAUUAUCAGAUAAUACCUAAUGUAUCUGGAAUAAGAUUACUGAGGUGAAACAGACGCAAAGGGAGAUGCAUUUAGUGUUGGUACUUCUUGCGCUCCUGUCCCCAUCAUGUUCAGCGCGAUAUCAAAACGUGAUCCUUCUCGUUCCCAAAUACAUUGAGCCAGGGACGAACUUCUGUGUUGAAAUCCACAGCAAAGACAAUCCAUGGACAAUUCCUUUAGUUGGACAAAUUAAAACGUCAACAGGGGCACUUGUUUCAUCAAAAGAAAUUGACGUUUAUCCAGGAACAGUAUCGAAGCUGGUGUUGAAGAUCCCACCAACCAUAACCCAAGAUACGAUGUACAUCUUCAACUGCAAACCUACAACUCAAAGAAUCAACAUGGAAUCUUCAGUUUCAAUUCUUGCAUACAGGGAUGAUGGUUAUUAUUACCUAAUACAAACAGAUAAAUUCAUAUACAGGGGAGGACAAACAGUUCGAUUUCGAGUUAUAGGAUUAAACCAACAUCUAAUCCCCCACUCUGCACCAUUAACAGUUACUGUGAAGGACUCUAAGGGACAGAAAAUUGAACUGUGGAACAAUCUGUUGAUGACUGACGGGGUACUGAGUCAUAGUUUUGAUCUUGGAGAUGAUGUGCCAUUUGGAACUUGGUCAAUCACUGCAAGCGACGGGGUAAAUUCGACGACGGUAAAUCUGAAAAUCAUGGAUUAUUAUUUACCAACCUAUGAAGUAAAAGUUGAAUUUCCACAACAAAACAAAUUUGUUGCCUUGACUGAUGAUUUUGUACAUGUGAAAGUAACGGCCAGGUAUUUUUUUGGAAAAGACGUCCAGGGUAACGUCUCGAUCAUUGGCUCUCUGAAAUCAUGGGAUCAGCCGCAAUAUUAUGGAAUCCAGUUUCCUGCCUACUCACCACUACCAAAACAGAUAAAAGGCUCUGCAACGUUUGACAUACCAAUGUCGGAAAUAAGGAAAAUGAUUGAAGCUCUCAAUGCCCCGCUCUCUUCUGAUUCCCUCUAUGUAGACGCAUAUGUAGCGGAUCAGGGUAUCAGCAUGAACGGCUCCAAAGCUGUAGUUCUCUACGACAGCCCUAUAGAAAUAAAAAUCACACCAGUGUCAAAGUUUUUCCGAGCAGGGAUGCGUUUUGAUACACAGAUACUGAUACGACAAGUGAAUGGAGACCAACUCCCAACUCCCCUGUUAAAAGGAACCCUUACAACUACUAUCAACGGACACACCUCCAGCUACACGUUUAUUCCAGUACUGCAUGGUUUCAAUACAGUUAAGAUCGUAGUGCCUAGCGAUGCUUUGAGUCUGAAUGUGAAGGUCGAAUAUCAGGGAGUCAGCAAGGAUAUGGAUAUCAACUCAUUUUCAGGGUCAGAGGGUCACUUCUUGGAACUACUGCCUUCAUCACAAGAAGUUAAAGUAGAUGACUGGCUCAAUGUUACAAUACUUUCAAACCAAGUACUUCCGGAUCUGAACUACAGGAUAGUCGUGCGUCAAGACGUCUUUGACGACGGCGUUAUAGCUACCCAGAACAAGUCUUCAGUAACUACGCAGUUCCACAUAACGCAAGAAAUGUAUCCAGAUGCGUACAUUAUUGUGUAUUACUUCUUACCAGACGGCGGAGCGGUUGCAGACGAAGUUCGGGUGAACAUAGAUAGCUCUGACCAUAAUCGGGUGCACAUCAGUUUCAAACAACCGUAUGUUCGUCCCGGCGAUAAUACCACUCUCAGUGUAUCAGGAACUCCGGGAUCCACAAUCUGCCUCACGGUUGUUGAUAAAAGUGUCCUCAUAUUAGGCAAUGAAAAUGAAAUCACUGAACCCAGGUAUAAACACCUGUUAUUGUCAAAAGCCGUUCAUGCCGUUGAUGAGGAUAACAGCGAAGACCUUCUUACGAAUACUGGAAUGUCUGUUUGGACACUCAAAACAGAUAUAAACGAAUGCUUCAUAUCACAACCAUGUCGGAAUGGAGGAACAUGCGUGGAUGAGAUUCCGGGGUUCAAAUGUUAUUGCCCUCCCCACUAUACUGGAAAAGUCUGCGAAAUAAACCUUGAUAUGAUUGCACCACAUUCCGCACCUGGUGCUACCGCAUAUAUUCCACGCCCUACUGAAACAGGCAUCCCUAAAGCGCAUGCAGGGCUGACCAAUGUGCAAAAGAUAAGGACGCGAGCAAACUUUCCAGAGCUUCCUCUUUGGAAAAGGAUCACCAUUGGUCCGACGGGUAAAGCUAACGUCUCUGUGAACCUUGGGGACACUUUGACGACAUGGGUGGCUAGUGCCUUUGGAUUAAACUUGAAGUAUGGACUAAGCAUCUCGUCGGAAUAUGCUGAGGUGCAAACUUUUCUCAGUUUCUUCGUGUUGCUCACUGUUCCGGAUCACAUCGUGUUUGGGGAAGAGAUACUAUUACAGCCAAAGGUGUAUAACUACAUGGGCAGUGAUUUUCUUGUAAGUAUUGCUAAGUAAUAUUCAGCUCCAUGACCUUUCAUGCAUACAACACGUGGCUAUCAUGUCACGCUAAAAUGCUGUAAGGUCUGGUAAGAAUAGUGAUACAUGGGACACUUUAAAUCGUCUACAAGGUGAUAU
Messenger RNA from Haliotis rufescens (red abalone), 2580 nucleotides. RefSeq names its product CD109 antigen-like. The transcript has 22 exons. Gene Ontology annotation, molecular function: calcium ion binding; endopeptidase inhibitor activity. Lineage: Eukaryota; Metazoa; Mollusca; Gastropoda; Lepetellida; Haliotidae. The record is from RefSeq and is a predicted model, not a curated record. Bases 67 to 2460 code for a protein of 797 amino acids.